Molecule: messenger RNA, 774 nt
Organism: Aspergillus campestris IBT 28561
Lineage: Eukaryota; Fungi; Ascomycota; Eurotiomycetes; Eurotiales; Aspergillaceae
Product: SUMO protease ULP1
Exons: 1
Coding region: 82-774 (230 amino acids)
Biological process (GO): protein desumoylation
Cellular component (GO): nucleus
Molecular function (GO): deSUMOylase activity
Source: RefSeq, a predicted model, not a curated record
CAGCGUCCCCGGCGCAUUCGCCCAGAGGGACCUGCUGUGCGCCCCCUCCCCGCCAAAUGGAACACGCGCGUGCAGGAAGCCAUGUCGGGGCCAGCGAGCCGCAAGAUUGCCACCACACUCUCGGGAGACCCGCUCACCAAGAAAGACCUGGCAACAUGCUUCACACCGAUGGAGUGGCUGAACGACGAAGUCAUCAACGCAUACCUGGGGCUGAUCGUCGACUAUCUCCGACGGACGCACAACAACGCGGGACGGCACGACAAGCCCCGUUUCCACGCGUUCAAUUCCUUCUUCUUCACGAACCUUCGAGAGAAGGGAUACGCGUCGGUGCGGCGGUGGGCCACGCGGGCCAAGAUCGGCGGCCAGUCGCUGCUGGAGGUGGACACGGUCUUCGUACCCGUCCACCACCAGCACCACUGGACGCUGAUCUUGGUCAAGCCCUCGGACCGCACGAUCGAGCACUUUGACUCCCUCGGGGCCCUGUCUGCACGGCACGUUGCGACCGUGCAGACCUGGCUCCGGGGCGAGUUGGGGGACUCGUUCGUGCAGUCCGAGUGGCGUGUCCUGCCGUCGCGGUCGCCCCAGCAGGACAACGGCAGCGACUGCGGGGUGUUCCUCCUGUCGACGGCGAAGGCCGUGGCGGUGGGGCUGGAGCCACUGUCUUACGGCGCAACAGAUACCCCCCUGUUGCGCCGGAAGAUAGUGGCGGAGCUGAUGAAUGGGGGGUUCGAGGGGGAGUUUGACCCUCUCCUUGAGGGGGAGGUGUUGAUGUAG